CGCGCGCGCGGGGCGGAGCCGCUGCUCCUCCCCCUCCUCCCAUCACCCGCCCCUUCCCCAUCCCCAUCCCCCUCCCCCCGGCUCUGCGCGUGGGGCGGCUCGCGGAAUUGGUGAGGGAAGAGCUUGCUUUCAAUGAAAUACUUAUCAAGUGUUGAGGAACAAGUCAGGAAACCAGUCAAAAGCUAAUGUCAUCAGAAACGCCAACAGAAAGUCCAGAGAUGCCAACAGAAAAUACCAUGUCUCCUGAAGUUCCUGAUGUGGAAGGAAAGGUGAAGUCAAGUGAGAGUUCGGUAGAGAGACGGGAGGCAGGCUCAGACAAGGAAGAAUGCCUUGAGCCCAUGUCCAAGAGGCAAAGGAAGAAGCUGUUGAAGCAGAAACAGUGGGAAGAACAGAAAGAUCUACGGAGGUUUAAAGCAGUAGUCACAGGCUACUCCAUCUGCAUAUGAAGAAGCUAUAAAGAGAGUGGCUGUUAAAGUUGCUGUCUCCGAAAUUUGAUCUCCCAACUGCCUGCUCCCAUCAGGGGAACAGAGGGAAGAAACAUUUGUUUCAGAAGCCUUUUGAAAAACUUGAAACAGAAGGCAGAAACGAAAAGAAAAACGCCAGAAGAGAAAACUAGAACGUCAGUCAAAAUCAGACUCCAAUAGUGAAGUGAAUGACAGAAAGCGUAUGCGAAGGGAAGUUGUUCCUAGUACGCUUCGCCUCAUUGUGGACUGCAGCUUUGAUGACCUGAUGGUGCUAAAGCUUCUGACUGGCUCAUGGUAAAGCAUUUUGUGGUGGUCUGUCUGAAGGACUAUGUAAAAACAAAUUGUGUUGUAUACAGGAUGUUAAGAAGCUUCACAAGCAAAUUCAGAGAUGUUAUGCAGAAAACCGCAAAGCAUUUCAUCCUGUGCAGUUUUACUUGACCAGCCAUGGGGGACAGUUGAAGAGCAACAUGAAUGAAAAUGACAAAGGAUGGGUGAACUGGAAGGUGAAUAUUAGGCUAUUUCUGUAAAAAGAGAAAAAGGAGUCUUGAUUAUAGCUGCGAACUAGGUUUUUAGUUGUGAAGGACCUGUGCUUUUUCCGUGUGCUUCAUCAGAGCAAUAGCAUAUUAGAAAUAGUGUGGCUCUUUGUGCUUUUAAAUAAGCCAAAGACUGCUUGUCUUGAAUUAGUUUGUUUUUUUGCUUGAAAAACUCCACACACAUCCAUUUUCACCUGUUUAUAUUGAACAGAUUCCAUUUUCUGAUAGACUAAGCAAGACUACUUGCUUUAGGCAGUUCUGAGAGUCAUCUGUCUUGACAGUGCUCUUUUUUUCUUGGCGAAAAAUAAGACUUUGAAGUCAUGAUGCAAUUCUCUUGUGUGCACCUUCACUUCCAUUAUGUUGCCUCUCAACACUGAAGUGUUCUUUAGAGAAUUAGCUUGUCUUAUGGUCAAACUCAUGUUGGUUUUCCUUGCAACUCUCUAUUAAACCACUAUUCCAACAACCUCAAAUGAAGAGCACUUUGCAAAAUAAAAACAGUUCUACUUUCAGCAUGUCUUGUGUGAUAGCUGCUUUGCAAAAGCAUAGCGUAAACCUCUCAUAGUUAACAUUACUUGUUUGAUAAGCAUUUACUUCUGGUUUCACUUUUUUUAGAAAGGUGAACUUGAAAAUAUAGGAGAAAUAUGGUAGCAUUUGAAGGGAAUCACAAGAACUUAAGGAUUUGUAAAGUCUUUUGGGGGUUUCAGAAAAUUUCCUGAUGAUUUUUACAAGUCGGUGCUAUAGGGACUGUGGAUGAUUUAUGCAGAAAUCAAUCUGCGCUGUGCUACGUACUUAAACAUGGAUGAGGGAUGUGGAAUGACUGCAUGCUAUUGUAUUUAUUUUUGCUGGUUCCAUCUUGGGUCUGUAAAGCUUGCCCAGCAAUUCAUAAGUUGACUGUAACUUCUUUCAAAUACCUUUUUUUGAGGAUAUCCAAAUUAGAACAGAGCACUAUAGUGAGCUAAUAAAGAAAGAAGACCUAGUAUAUCUUACCUCAGAUUCCCCGGACAUUCUCAGUGACCUUGAUGAGAAGAAAGCCUAUGUGAUUGGAGGACUGGUGGAUCACAAUCACCACAAGGGAAUUACUUACAAAAAAGCUGUAGAGCAGGGAAUUGGUCAUGCACAGCUUCCACUUGGAAACUUUGUCAAGAUGAACAGUCGUAAAGUGUUAGCUGUCAAUCAUGGUUAUUAAAUGCAAAGCAGCAGUAAUGUGGGAACCCAAUAAACCAUUUUCUAUUGAGGAAGUAGAAGUUGCCCCACCGAAAGCACAUGAAGUUCGCAUAAAGAUCGUGGCCACAGGGAUCUGUCGCUCUGAUGACCAUGUGAUAACUGGUGGACUGGUUAUGCCUUUUCCAAUCAUUCUUGGGCAUGAAGCAGCUGGUGUUGUGGAGAGUGUUGGGCAGGGAGUAACUUCGAUCAAACCAGGAGACAAGGUUAUUCCACUCUUUGUUCCACAGUGUGGGGAGUGCAACAGUUGCUUAAACACCAAGGGUAAUCUGUGCAGUAAAAAUGACAUUGGUUCAGGUUCUGGAUUAAUGCCUGAUGGCACCACUAGAUUCACCUGUAAAGGAAAAGCAAUUCACCAUUUUAUCGGUACCAGUACCUUCACUGAAUACACAGUAGUGCAUGAAUUGUCUGUAGCCAAAAUCGAUUCUGCUGCUCCUCUGGAAAAAGUUUGUCUAAUUGGCUGUGGAUUUUCAACCGGUUAUGGGGCUGCUGUGCAGACUGCCAAGGUGGAACCAGGCUCCACCUGCGCCAUCUUUGGCCUGGGAGGAGUUGGCCUCUCUGUUGUCAUGGGCUGCAAGGCAGCUGGAGCUUCGCGCAUCAUUGCCGUUGAUAUCAAUAGCGACAAGUUUGCCAAGGCCAAGGAGCUGGGAGCCACCGACUGUGUCAACCCUAAAGAUUUCAAGAAGCCUGUUCACGAAGUGUUGAUUGAAAUGACCGGCCAUGGUGUGGACUACUCCUUUGAGGUCAUUGGCUGUACCGAAACCAUGACUGCAGCCUUGGCCUGUUGCCAAUACAACUACGGAGUCAGUGUGAUUGUGGGGGUGCCCCCUGCAGCACAAAAGAUCACUUUUGACCCCAUGCUCCUCUUCACUGGUCGCACCUGGAAAGGGUCUGUCUUUGGAGGCUGGAAGAGUAAAGAGUCAGUCCCUAAACUGGUUGCUGACUACAUGAAGAAAAAAUUUGUUCUGGAACCAUUAAUAACCCACACACUUCCUUUCACUAAAAUCAAUGAAGGAUUUGAUUUGCUAAGGACCGGGAAGAGUAUUCGCAGUGUCCUGGUGCUCUAGGAUUCCCCAUUGUUGAGCAGCAGAUGGCUCACCACCAGUACGAACUUCAUUAUCCUCCAGGACAACUGAUAUGAAAUACAAACCAAGACAUUUCUGAAGGGCCUCCCACCACCCCCCUUGAAUAAAAGGAUCAAGCUCAAACCCCAGACUUCAAGCACAGCGUUUAUAAAUGAAAUAAUCUUUUUCCUCCUACCUCUUUUUCAUGAUUCUUGCUUUAAAUCCUCUGUAUUGUGCUGCAAUUUUCUUUUGAUAGCCAGUUAUGAAUUAGAGGACUUGCUGCUGUCACAGGUGUUAUGAAAAGUUUGGAAUUUUUAAAAUGGCCUUUAAUAUGCAGUCUCUUAAUAAAAGAAAAAUGAAGGAAA
Molecule: messenger RNA, 3647 nt
Organism: Aquila chrysaetos chrysaetos
Lineage: Eukaryota; Metazoa; Chordata; Aves; Accipitriformes; Accipitridae
Product: alcohol dehydrogenase 1
Exons: 16
Coding region: 2173-3285 (370 amino acids)
Biological process (GO): retinoic acid metabolic process; retinol metabolic process
Cellular component (GO): cytosol
Molecular function (GO): zinc ion binding; all-trans-retinol dehydrogenase (NAD+) activity
Source: RefSeq, a predicted model, not a curated record